AUGGAAAACAUCAGCCAGUUUCCUGAUGAUAUACUUUUGAAGGUACUAUCGUUUCUUCCAACAAAAGUUGCUGCAAGCACGAGUGUUUUAUCGAAGCGAUGGGAGUUUCUUUGGAUGUGGUUGCCUAAACUUGAUUACGAAUCUAGCAAUUGCUCAAAUGAUUAUUACUCUACAUUACAGAGUUUUAUCAUUUUUAAUCUGCCAUUACAUAAAGCUCCGAUCAUCGAAAGCUUGCGUGUCAAGAUUCUUACUCUGCGCGUUUACGAUAUCCAUACGUGGGUUUUAAUUGCAGUUUCUCGCUGCGUCCGUGAGUUACGUCUCAACGUGGAUUUUUUUUAUAAUGACAAUGUUGUUGGGUUACCCAGUAGUUUGUAUACCUGCAAAUCGCUAGUAAUCUUGGAACUGAUAGGCUGUUUUUCCGUGGAUGUUCCUCGUAUGGCUUGUUUCCCAUCCCUGAAAACUUUGAUCCUUGUACGUGUGUGGUACGAAGACGCAAAAUCUCUUUGCCAAAUUCUUUCCAACUCCCCUGUUCUUGAGGAUCUAGUGGUGGAACGAACUCAACAUGACGAUCAUAUUAAACCAUUUACGUUGAGUGUUGCUGUCCCGUCCUUGCAGAGAUUAACCCUAAAGAUAUCUAGAGGAAUUUCUUUUGAAGGGCUUGUGAUAAACACUCCUUCUUUGAAGUCUUUGACUUUCAGUGUUAAGGAUUAUAAAGGUGACGAAUAUUAUGUAAGUGAUAGUGAUGAUGAUGAUGAUAGUUACUCCUACGAUUUUGAAGUUAUGCCCAAGUUGGAGGAGGCAGAUAUUGAAUCGCCACACCCUGAUAUCAACAAGUUUGUUAGGUCAAUCACAUAUGUCAAGCGGCUUUCGUUAUGCAUAUGUGUCAAUGCUGAAGAGGCUUUAUAUGGUGAGGGUAUUGUCUUCAACCAGCUUCAGCAUUUAAAGCUAUGUUCAUGUGAUCCAAAUUGGUCAAUAUUACUUGUCCGGUUACUCAACGAUUCUCCUAAUUUACGAGAGCUCCAUGUCUAUCUAAAGGAGGAUCAUACAAAUAGUUGUUUGGAUCCAACGGUUUGCUGGGAGGAUCAACUUGAUUGUGUUCCUGGCUGUUUGUUGACGAGUCUCGAAACAUUCAAGUGGACAGGGAUAUCUGGAUCGCAGAAAGAGAUAGAUCUGUGA
Molecule: messenger RNA, 1176 nt
Organism: Microthlaspi erraticum
Lineage: Eukaryota; Viridiplantae; Streptophyta; Magnoliopsida; Brassicales; Brassicaceae
Source: the annotation of a GenBank genome assembly